ACUUACUGAAAGGACAGAGCCAACCAGCAGGAGCCUCCUUAACUCCUCCUAGCAAUUUGAAACUGUUAGGUGGCAAUUUAGGGGCUGGGGCUUAUUCUGCAGGAAUUAACGCCUGUCCGCAGCCAUAUCCGGAACCCGAGCUAGAGUAGGAGCUGAAAACCGAGGGCUAGAGCUGACAGUUUUUUUGCAGGAUGUCCUCAGACGAAGAGAAACCUUUGGUUGCAGCAAGAGAACCUGAUCCAGAUAGUUCAGUUUCUUCAGAUCUCCAGACCGAAUACGAAGAGCUUCUUCGAUAUGCUGUGGUGACACCAAAGAGUGAUACAAUUGCCUCAAGGCAAUCUCAUUCCAAGUUACUGGGGGGAACAGAUGACAAGAUAUUGAAUGCUGAAGAGCCACAUGCUUCAGGAAAGGGCCCCACAGGAAGAGAACACAGAAUUGAACCUGGAAGAAAUAAAGAAAUCAGUGGUAGUUCAAGUAUUUCCAAAGAAGAAGUUCCUUCAUUUUCACCAUCAAAGAGACCCAGUCAUCCAAUCAUGGACUUUUUCAGCUCACAGCAUUUCAAUGACACUUCCUCACCAGGAACUUCUAGUCCCAAGGAAAAAGAAUGUUGUGAAAAAGUUGUGACUGAAUCAUUUAUUACUGAUGAAAACCUUCGAAAGAUAGAAAGCAUAAUUGAACUCUGGUGUUCAGGUCUUAAGAAAAAUGUUCUUGCUGAACUAAGCAAAUGGAAACUUAAUUUUAUUGAUUGGCAUAGAGGAGAAAUGAAAAAAGAGAAGGAUAAAAGUGCAACGCAAUUAGAAAAAUUGCAGAACCAGGUAGAUGACUUGACUGAGCUGCAGCAAACUUAUGAAACUUCAGCUGGGAGAAAAGAUGAGGUAAUUUCUACCUUGACUGAAGCUUCAAAUAAGCAGAAGGAAAGAGCAGAUGUAUUGAAAAUAUUCUUCCACUGGCGAAUUGAACAACUCAAGGCCAAACAGGAGAUAUAUGAAGCUAAGCUAGCUGACCAGCACUAUAACAGAGCUUUGAUGAAGAGAGUUUGGAAGGCCUGGCGCUCCAUACUGCAAUCACAGUGGAAAAAUACAUUCGAAAGAGCUUGUCAAACCAGAGCCGAAGAAAUUUGUCUUCAGAUUUCCAGGGAUUAUGAAACUCAAAUUGUAUCAUUAAAUGAUGCUUUGGAAGCUGCAAAAACUGAGAUCCAAAAGCUCCAAUAUGAAAAAGAUCAAUAUCAAGAGUCCUUGAAAAAAGCUUUCAUGCGAGGCGUGUGUGCAUUAAAUCUAGAAGCCCUGAGUAUCUUUCAGAGUAGACAUGACAAUGGAAUAGAGAGCACAAAUAAGAAAGAUGACUAUGGCCCCGGUGAUUCAGGGAAAGAUGGUCCUCUUCAUUUUGACCCUUCACUUCUUUCAGUAACAGCACUAGCACCAGGAGCAUCAGUAUCAGCACAGGCAUCAUCUCAGGCACCAUCACACAUACAUUCACAGAUACCAUCACACUUACAUUCACAAGUACCAUCGCAGGUAUUAUCACAAGUACCAUCACACUUACAUUCACAGGGACCACCACAGGGACCAUCACACUUACAUUCGCAGGGACCAUCACACUUACAUUCACAGGGACCAUCACAGGGACCACCACACUUACAUUCACAGGGACCAUCACAGGGACCACCACACUUACACUCACAGGGACCAUCGCAGGGACCAUCACAGGGACCACCACACUUACAUUCACAGGGACCAUCACAGGGACCAUCAUACUUACAUUCACAGGGACCAUCACAGGGACCACCACACUUACAUUCACAGGGACCAUCGCAGGGACCACCACACUUACAUUCACAGGGACCAUCGCAGGGACCACCACACUUACAUUCGCAGGGACCAUCACAGGGACCACCACACUUACAUUCACAGGGGCAAUCUUACUUACAUUCACAGGGACCAUCACAGGGACCAUCACAUUUACAUUCACAGGGACCAUCGCAGGGACCAUCACAGGGACCAUCACAGGGACCAUCACACUUAAAUUCACAGGGACCGUCACAGGGACCACCAUACUUACACUCACAGGGAUCAUCGCAGGGACCAUCACAGGGACCACCACAUUUACAUUCACAGGGACCAUUAUAUUUAAAUUCACAAGUACCGUCACACUUACAUUCGCAGGUACCAUCUCAGGUACCAUCACACUUACAUUCGCAGGUACCAUCACAGGUAACAUCACACUUACAUUCGCAGGUACCAUCACAGGUACCAUCACACAUACCAGCAGUAAAAGAUGAAAUGUUUGAGCCAAAAGUUGUGACAUCUGUUCAGCAGAAGGCAGGAAGAACAAUUACCGCUCGAAUUGCAGGGAGAUCUGAUUUGCCUCUGAAAGCCAGUAGAAAUUGUGGUGGUUUAGCGAUAAUGGGAGUCUUGCCUCCCAUGAGUUCUGUUGUUAUAGAAAAACAUCAUCCAGUCACACAGCAAACCAUUCCUCAGGCUCUUGCAGCAAAAUACCCUCGAACUGUACACUAUGAAACAAGCAGUACAUCGUCAAGACACCCAGGACACGGUGGAAAAGCAUCUGCCCAAUCUUGUCACUCCAUAAAGGUGGUUGACUAAAUUGAGUGGAGAUGUUUAUAGAAAGGGGAUGAUUUUUUUUCACUUUCUGAUUUCCCGUGCUGAAAAACUCCUAUGGAUGUGCUAUCGUGGAAUUUCCCGGUAAUGCUUAGGCUGGCACAGCAGAACACUGAAUAACAUCAUGUUCACCUUUUUAUGAUCAUCCAAAGACUGAUUCAAUGGAAAAAUUAUUUCAAGGAAAGUAAAAUGUCCUUUGUAACUUUAUGCAGUAAUUAUUUUAAUGUUGAUGAAUGUUUAUUUAAGAAAUAAAUUGAAUAUGUACCAUUUUUGAUUAAAAAAAUGUCUAUAUGUUUGUUGACCA
Molecule: messenger RNA, 2919 nt
Organism: Monodelphis domestica (gray short-tailed opossum)
Lineage: Eukaryota; Metazoa; Chordata; Mammalia; Didelphimorphia; Didelphidae
Gene: POC5
Product: POC5 centriolar protein
Biological process (GO): eye photoreceptor cell development
Cellular component (GO): photoreceptor connecting cilium
Source: RefSeq, a predicted model, not a curated record